This is a messenger RNA of Chanos chanos (milkfish), 627 nucleotides long. It is a transcript of the gene rgs17, whose product is annotated as regulator of G protein signaling 17. Lineage: Eukaryota; Metazoa; Chordata; Actinopteri; Gonorynchiformes; Chanidae. The record is from RefSeq and is a predicted model, not a curated record. The coding region runs from base 25 to 627 and encodes 200 amino acids. The transcript is spliced from 4 exons.
CCUCGCAGUUUGAGCGGAGUGGAAAUGAGGAAACGGCAGCAGCCACACAUUGAAGGUCCCCCACAGGCUCCUGGUCACCCGAGACCCAACACUUGUUGCUUGUGCUGGUGCGGUUGCUGCAAAUGCCUCUGGAAUGAAGAUAGGGCGGAGCGCCCAGAACGGCAGACGUGUACAAAAAUGGAUAGCAUAGAAGCAACAGAGGAGCAACACCCAACUCUGGACGAGGUUGUUGCCUGGGCACGGAGUUUUGAGAUGAUGAUGCGAUCAUCUGUGGGCAGGGAUGUGUUCAGAGAGUUCCUGCGCUCUGAGUACAGUGAAGAGAACCUCAUGUUCUGGAUUGCCUGUGAGGAACUGAAAAAGGAGACCAACCCUGCUGCCAUAGAGGAGAAAGCCAGAAUCAUUUACGAGGAUUAUGUUUCCAUUCUUUCGCCAAAAGAGGUCAGCCUUGACUCGCGCGUGAGGGAGGGCAUCAAUCAAAGCCUAGCAGAGCCCAGCAACCUGAUGUACGAGGAGGCCCAGCUCCAGAUCUACACCCUCAUGCACAGGGACUCCUUUCCCCGCUUCCUCAAUUCCUCUGUUUACAGGGACUUUUUGGACAGCAAGAGAGCGUCCUGCUUAGACACUUAA